Aspergillus lentulus is the source of this 1740-nucleotide messenger RNA. RefSeq names its product mRNA decapping enhancer EDC3. Lineage: Eukaryota; Fungi; Ascomycota; Eurotiomycetes; Eurotiales; Aspergillaceae. Gene Ontology annotation, cellular component: P-body. Gene Ontology annotation, molecular function: peptidyl-prolyl cis-trans isomerase activity; ubiquitin-protein transferase activity; mRNA binding. The record is from RefSeq and is a predicted model, not a curated record. Gene Ontology annotation, biological process: protein peptidyl-prolyl isomerization; protein folding; protein ubiquitination.
AUGGGCAAGGGAACGGAUAAGCUUUACAUCACACACUCCGAGUGGGCGUCGGAAGAUGCAUAUUCGGCCAGCGCAGGCGCUGGUGUAGGGAAAGCGAGGCGGGGAGGAGAGCAUGCCGGUUUCAGACGCCUCCCAUUCAACUUCUGCUCCCUCUCCCUCCAACCCUUCUCGCAUCCGGUCUGCACACCCUCGGGAACCAUAUUCGAUCUAACCAACAUUCUGCCCUGGAUUAAGAAACACGGUACAAAUCCUGUGGAUGGGUCGCCGCUGAAGAGUUCCGACCUUAUCAAGCUUAAUAUCGCGAAGAACGAGUCGGGCGAGUAUGUCGAUCCGGUCACGUACAAGGUCUUGACGGAUAACACACAUAUCGUCGCUUUGCGCAAUACGGGCAAUGUUUUUGCGUGGGAUACUGUCGAGCGGCUGAACAUCAAAGGAAAACUGUGGCGCGAUCUUGUUACCGAUGAGGAGUUCAGUCGCAAGGAUAUAAUCACGCUACAAGACCCGCAGAAUAUCGAGUCGAGGAAUCUAAGUUCGUUCAAUUAUUUGAAGGAGGGAGAGAGCGCGUUGACUGAGGAACAAAUACGGGAACGAGAGGAUGUGUCCAAUCAUGUCAAUGUCAAUGCGCUGGGCAAUGCGGCGAAGAUCCUGAAGGCGAAGGAGGCCGUGGCGAAGGCUCGUGCCGAGAGGGCUCAGCGCGCCGAGUCGGCUGCCGCCUCGAAAGGACUGACAAAGCCGGGUACGAAUGCCGCAGCUGUGUCGCAAAAGACCGCUUCACACCAGGCUGGGAAACCUAUUCCGUAUAAUGCGGCGAGGCAUACUACUGGUCUGGCCGCUGCGUCGUUUACAAGCACUGGUAUGACACCGCAUACUUCGGCCGAGCUUGCACUUCUUUCAGAUGAAGAGUACAUGUUGAAACGAGGGCGAGUUAAGCAAAAAGGUUAUGCUCGAAUCUCGACUACGCUAGGCGACGUGAAUCUGGAGCUGCACACUGAGUAUGCGCCUAAAGCCGUGUGGAAUUUCAUCAAACUGGCCAAGAAGGGUUAUUACAAAGAUGUCACUUUCCAUCGCAAUAUCAAGGGAUUCAUGAUCCAGGGUGGAGACCCUACAGGUACUGGGCGCGGAGGUGAGAGUAUCUGGGGCAAGUACUUCAACGAUGAGUUCGAAGGGCCUUUGAAACACGACUCUCGAGGAACCUUAAGUAUGGCCAACAAAGGCAAAAACACCAACAGCAGUCAAUUCUUCAUCGCUUACCGAGCGCUGCCUCAUUUGAACAACAAACAUACCAUUUUCGGUCAUGUAAUAGAUGACCCAACGCCCUCGUCGCCGACAUUGAACAGCAUGGAAACUCACCCAGUGAAUCCUACAAGCAACCGACCUACUCCUGACAUCCGCAUCAAAGACGUAACAAUCUUUGUCGAUCCGUUUGAGGAGUUUUUGAAACAGAAGCAAGCAGACGAGGCGAAAGGUACGACCUCUGCAGAUGAUACCAAGGCAUCUCAGGAGAUAGACGAUGAUCGCGUAACCUGGACUGGAAAACGAGUUCGGGGACCUGGUGCGACAGAAGCGGGCGAGAGCUCGGCUGGGGGAGUAGGGAAGUACCUCAAGGCCGCACUAGCGAACCAGGCAAAUCAGGAGGAAGACGAGAUUGUCGAGUUUGUGGAUGAGGAGCCCGAGCCUGAGCCUGCACGGAAGAAAUUCAAGGGUGGCGGUGGCUUUGGUGAUUUUAGUUCCUGGGAUUGA